CUCUCUUAUGGUCACGUGGGUCCCAACUCUGUAUCAGUAUGUAGCUGAACAUCAAAGAAGCUUUCAUUGAACAAGACCUGACUUGCAGCAACUGCAUCUUUAAUAUGCCACACACACGAACACGCGCACGCAUUGCCAAAAACAUGUACGUAUGCAUACUUUGAUCAAUCAGAGAAAGUUUUUUUUCUCUCAACGGGAGGGGCAACUUCUUUAGCUGCAAGGGGGCAGAUCAGACUCUCGUAGACUCGAUCCGGUUCUCAAGCAGAGCACCGAGGAACCCUGACCGUGAGUCCACGCGUAAAGAUGCCGCACAAGAGACGAGGCCACGGGCACCACAAGCACCCGAAGGAGGCGGACGAGCAAGGAGGAGCAGCUGCUACCCUACCUGAAGUCCAUCAUAGUAGCAGGUUUUACUCCGACCAUCCCACGUCAGGGUCCUCCUAUGUCAAGUCGCAGCCGAGCCGGGACACACCCAAACCGGCAGCUCAGGUCUCCGGCCUGAAACCUGCAGCGUUCCAGAAGGCGCCGUCGGCAUCCGGCGCGGCUGCAAAGCCUCGGCUGGUCACCGCGACGUCGAGCGCGGUCGCACACGGUGGCGUCGCAGCAGCGGCAGGAAGCGCUUCGGUUGGGAGGGCGGGACAAGCCAAACCGGAGACUAACGCUCCGCCGGCGGGCGCUACUGUUGUUGACAUGUCGUCAGCCGGGGCGACCUUUGUUGACAUGACGUCAGCCGGGCCGAGGGGCCGUCCUAACGAGAUGUCAAAGACUGCCGCCGUCUCCCAAGUCAAAGCCUCCGCCACAGCUCCGCCUCCUGCAGCCGCCGGCGUCGCGGCAACCAAACCCAAAGAGCCCCCCAGAGGCUCGGCCAAGAGUGCCACUGCCACCACAACAGUCAGAGCUGAUGUGCAUAAAGUUGACCCCGUGGUCGGGGCUGGAUAUGGGAGGACGGAGGCUAGACCCACACAAACCAAGGUUCAGGUGGAGGUCCCCCCCGCUGCAGCUAAAGGAGUCCAAGAGGUGGACCCGUUCGACGCCCUCGCCAGCUGCCUGCCGUCGGCUGACGUGGUCGCACCCCGACAGCCCGUGUACACGGGGCCAGAGGUCCAAGAGCUUAACGUCACCUCUGAGAAGGGGCACAGGACCGGAGAACGGGACAGCACGCUGCCUCCCGGCUUCAGGUUUGAAGAUAUGCCUCCAGUUCCUGCGGAUUUUAAACCCGAGGACGUCCCGAAACCAAUGAGCUCCGGCGAGGCCCUGGAUUCUCUUUCAGAUGCGUUCAUGACGUCAACCGUUCCAGCUGCACCCCAGAGGCCAGAGAACAAGGCUCACGUUGAGAGCGUCAGUGCCUCAUCAGCCGGCCCUGCUAGCUUUGCUCCGCCUCCUGUAAAGGUAAAGACUGCGAGUCCUCCAGCUGAUAAGAAAGCCAAGAUGGAGAACGUCUCGAGUGACUUCUCUCUGAUGUCUGCUGUGGGCGCCAAAGUGGACACCAAGCCCAAGACCGACGGGGGUGACUCCAUGUCUCUGGAUGCUCUCAGCGCUCUCGUGGACACGUUGCCAGAAGACAAACCAAAGCCUGAACUCCCCAAACUCAGACCUGAGGACAUGGUCUCGGAGGACAAACACAAGAAGGAGAAGGGGGUGUUCGUGGGGGAGAGGGAGGACUCCAUUCAUCCAGAUUACAGGUUCAAUAAGGAGGAGCUCAAAAAACUGCCUGCUCCAAAACCUGAGCCCACGAUGGGUACCGGUGACGCUCUGGACAUUCUGUCUGAAGGCUUCAUGACCCCUUCAGCAGCGCCUGCUGUCCAGGCUCCUCCUGCAAAGAAAGCCCCUGCAGCUCCUCUCGUGGCUGUGUGUCCUCCCGCUGAUAAGAAAGCCAAGAUGGGCAAAGAUGAUUUCUCUCUGGAGGCUGGACUCGAUUUCCCGACCGUCGCGAGAGUGGAGCCCUCUUUGGCCUCAUGUCUGGCUUCUCCUGCUGGUAAGAACGUCAAAACGGAGAAAGCUGCUGCAGGAAAGGACGUGCAGAAGACGGGUCAGGGUGACUCCAUGUCUCUGGAUGCUCUCAGCGCUCUCGUGGACACGUUGCCAGAAGACAAACCAAAACCUGAACUCCCCAAACUCAGACCUGAGGACAUGGUCUCGGAGGACAAACACAAGAAGGAGAAAGGUGUGUUCGUAGGAGAGAGAGAGGACUCCAUUGCUCCAGAAUACAGGUUCAAAGAGGACACACUCCAAAAACGGCCUGCUCCAAAACCGGAGCCCACCAUGGGUACCGGUGACGCUCUAGACAUUCUGUCUGGAGGCUUCAUGACGUCUUCCUCAGCUCCUGCUGUCCAGGCUCCUGUCGUCACGCCCUCCGCUCCUCCUACACAGACCAAAGUAGAGGAUUUGUCAGCUAUGGAUCUACUUCUUGAAGAUUUUGUGGCUCCAACUAAAGCUUCUGGAGUUCAGGCACCUGCCCCUCCUCCUGCCAAGAAGACACCAGAGCCCCGCUCCGGUAACGCUGGACCACCACAAGCGAAGCCCAAGACCCAAUCGGGUGACUCCAUGUCUCUGGAUGCUCUCAGCGCUCUCGUGGACACGUUGCCAGAAGACAAACCAAAGCCUGAACUCCCCAAACUCAGACCUGAGGACAUGGUCUCGGAGGACAAACACAAGAAGGAGAAGGGGGUGUUCGUGGGGGAGAGGGAGGACUCCAUUCAUCCAGAUUACAGGUUCAAUAAGGAGGAGCUCAAAAAACUGCCUGCUCCAAAACCUGAGCCCACCAUGGGUACCGGUGACGCUCUGGACAUUCUGUCUGAAGGCUUCAUGACGUCUUCAGCAGCGCCUGCUGUCCAGGCUCCUCCUGCAAAGCCCACCAUGGGUACCGGUGACGCUCUGGACAUUCUGUCUGGAGGCUUCAUGACGUCUUCCUCAGCUCCUGCUGUCCAGGCUCCUGUCGUCACGCCCUCCGCUCCUCCUACACAGCCCUCUGCAGACUUCGUUUUGAAUGCAUUGGCGCCAGACUUUGUCUGCGCCUCCAACGCAACGACGGUGAAGUCGGCAGUUCCCGUUGCCACAGAAACCGGCCCAGAUCUUUCCGCCCUGGAUGCUCUGUCGGACACCUUGAAGGACAUGGCCCCCGCCCCUCAGCCCGCACCACCUCCCGCCAAAGACAUGGUCAAGGAGAAAAAGGUUGUUGAGGAGAAGCUGAUUAAAAUGGGGGAGAGGGAUGACUCACUGCCACCCGAGUACCGACCCACUGAGGAAGACCUGAAGAAAAUGGCAGAAGCAAAGGCCAACGCAGCAGCAGCACCCAAGAAGAAGUCGAUGGACAAUAAAACAGCCUUGGACCUGCUGUCCAGUGACUUCUCCGCUGCCCCCGCUGCUGUCGCCACAAUGCCGGUUCCUCCUGUGCUGGACUCCGAGCCCCUGAAGCCCAUGGCUGGUCCGGUUCUGGAGUCCCUGUCUGACACGCUGCUCCCAGACCUCCCAGAGUUCACGUCUAAGACCGACAAACCAAAGGGCAAGAGCAAGUCAAAGUCAAAGUCUAAAAAACACCAAGCGGAGGAGCCGUCUGCUUCCGAGCAGCUCCCAGAUCAGCGAAGCUCAGACGUCGUGCCAAAGUCUACAAAGAAGGGGGGCCGGAGCUAGACCCUUCUGGUCGUCGGCGAGGGGGCUGCUUCCUGGAGCGUGGUUCUACUUUUCUAAAUCAUCAAGAAUGUAUAGUUGAUAAAAGACAAGACCUAGAUAUAGCCAUAACGCUUGCUCAUUACACACACACACGCGCCCACACACGCACACACACACACACAAACACACACACACACAUGCACACACACACACGCGCACACACACACACACAUGCACACACAUACACGCACACACACACACACACACACACACACACACAUACACGCACACACACACACACACACACACAUACACGCACACACACACACACACACACACACACACACACACACACGCGCGCGCGCGCGGUGCCUUCUCUGCUCGGUUUCACAUGUGUUUGAGGAUGAAAAGGUUUUUGGUUUCAGUCUUUGGAGAAAACAAAAAAGACUUUUUUAAAAGAAGGUGGAGAAUGAAAGAGUGAGUGAAGGGGGGAGGGGGGGGGGGCUGUGAAGAAAGAGCAGUUCAAGUGAGAAUGGUUGUGUUGUAGCCGUGGUAACCGUCAGCGGGCGUACAGCAGCGGGAUGUUUGUGCAAUCUUGAUGUCCACAGAAAAGCCAAGUUUUCUACCCUGAUGUGGUCAGAUGCCAUUGAGACACUAGUGUACAGCUUAGUUUGCUUAUGUUUUGGACAACAUAGAGUUUGCAUAAUUAAAUAUGUGCAGGAUUUCCAGGAGGUGUUCUGCUUGAUUCUGUGUCUGAGAGCUUUUGGCAAAAUGUCUUCCAGUAAAGAUCUAUUAAAAAGGUCUUUUCUCUGUAUUUGGCCUUAAAGUGCACUUAAGGCUUGUUGAUGCCCUUGUUCAGAUGCUGCACAAAAAAAGAUAUUUUUGCUCUACACGAGACAACACUGUAUAAUUUUACAGAGGGCUUUCAAGUCAACAAAUCAAUAUAUACUGUCCCCAAGUUAUGUUUUUCAUGUCAAAGGUUUUUCUGUGUGGGUGUGAGUCAAAAGAUAUGAGAAGUAUUUUAGAUGUGGGAAUGCUAAUUAAAUAAAGAAGAUCUGAACAUUUGAA
Molecule: messenger RNA, 4677 nt
Organism: Cyclopterus lumpus (lumpfish)
Lineage: Eukaryota; Metazoa; Chordata; Actinopteri; Perciformes; Cyclopteridae
Gene: cast
Product: calpastatin
Exons: 37
Coding region: 304-3630 (1108 amino acids)
Cellular component (GO): cytoplasm
Molecular function (GO): calcium-dependent cysteine-type endopeptidase inhibitor activity
Source: RefSeq, a predicted model, not a curated record